GAAGGACAACCACGAAGUCACUCACGCCCCAUCUGCGGAGGGCACUAGAAGAUCUCCCCACAUUUAUCCACCCAAACACUUUCUUACCCGGUUUCUACUACCGAUCUACCGAUCCGUUAUAUCAACCGACAAUGCAUUUUGUUGGGUUUUCAGUACCCAUCGUACUGGUGUUGUUUUUCAGGUCAGCUGCUUCAUCAAGCGGAUCAAUGUGCUCCGUGAAAACCAGGGGCGGCAAGUGCUGCGUGUUCCCGUUUUUCAACAAUGGAAAGUGGUACCACAAAUGCGAGCCACACGGAGGUAGCUCAUGGUGCUCGGAGACUCCUAACUAUGAGAAGGACAGGAAAUGGGAUUACUGUGUUGGCAUGGAGGCGGAGAUCACUGUAGAUGAUCGUGCCUUUGUCUACGCGAACGGUCGUUAUCUUGGGAAUGACAACGGCAAAUGGGACGUGGCCCAAAAGUACAUGUUCCCCUUGGAUACCCAAGUUGUCGCCAUCUACGUGCAGAACACGGGCGGCCCCGGGCGGAUCAUGGCGAAGUUCGGUAAUGGCAUCGAGACGGACGCGGAGUGGAAGUGCACCAAUAAACACAGUCCAAACUUUCAAAAAACCGACUUUGACGACAGCAGUUGGCCCGCCGCGGUUGUUCGUCAGGCGAAUGAACAAACUGUCAGGCAGUUACCUCGCGAUGUGCGCUGGAUUGGCGUUAGUAACCCGGACGAGAGGUCCUUCUACUGCAGACGUAGGAUUACUAUCAACCCUGAUAUACCGAGAACAGGCGGAGCGUGUGACAAACCAUUGGGCGUUGAGAGCGGAUACGUCGAGAACGAAGCGAUGACAGCCUCCAGUAACUGGGACGCUGAGCACAUGGCAUGGAGGGGGCGACUUAACAUGGCCAGUCAAGGCAGUUUUAUCGGUGCUUGGAGCGCGAGGGUAAACGACGCCAAUCAGUGGCUUCAGGUCGAUCUUGGAAGAUCUAGCAGAGUGACUGCUGUCGAGACUCAAGGGCGCCAGGACUAUGACCAAUGGGUGAAGACCUUCACUCUCUCCUUCAGUAACCAGGGAGCCCAGUUCAUUACCUACCGAAUCGCUGGACUUGUCAAGACGUUCACGGGAAAUAGUAACAGGAACUCAGUUGUGAGGAAUGCUGUUUCUCCCGCUAUCGAAGCCAGAUUCGUCCGCAUUCACCCGAAGAGCUGGCAUAAUCACGUGUCUAUGAGAGUGGAGCUUAUUGGCUGUUUCAUGGCAUGCAAAGUGGAUGUCGGCAUCUUGAUGGAUGAGUCUGGUAGUGUCAAGCAAGACGAUUUCACCAAGGAGAAGGAGUUUGUCAAAGAUCUUGUCAGGCAUUUCCAGAUUGGCGGGCAGUAUGCACAGUUCGGAGUGAUCUCAUUCAGUACGCAUGCACACCUGGACAUAGCACUUAACAGUCACUCGAGCGUCGGGUCCCUCCAGCAGGCGGUCAGCCAUAUACGGCAAGCAGGAGGAUGGACGUACACUGACAAGGCUCUUGAUCUCGCAUACAGCCAGCUUUAUAGCUCGUCUAGGGGCGCCCGCUCAAACGUUGCCAAGGUGCUGAUUAUCAUAACAGACGGAGUGAGCACCAGAGGAAUCGACAGCCUGAAAGCGCCUCUCAAGCGCCUGAAAGACGCGUCCGUUAAUAUCAUAUCAAUCGGCGUCGGGAGAAACAUCAACCGCAACGAGCUGGAACUGAUGGCUUCUCAGCCUGGCCGGUCACAUGUGUACUACGUGGACAGCAUGAAGGAACUAAAGAACCUCGUCAACUCGAUCUCCUCUUCCUCGUGCUCAUCGUUCAGCUGCCGUUACGUGUCUUGCGAGUACUCGACGUGGGGCUCGUGGUCGAAGUCUUGCGGGUCUGGCAUGACCCGAGUACGAAGCCUGACCAAGACCAACACCUUGGUGAAGGAUCAACAAGGUGGAUGCUCAGGUCUGCCCCAGACCUGCCAACAGCAGCAGUCGGAGACGACGAGCAGCAGCUGUCCAUGCCGCUAUGUGACGUGCUCGUGGAAUCAAUGGGGGGCGUGGUCAAGUACAUGCGGUAGGAUGGUGAGGCAGAGGACUAGCGAGGUCACGCAACACACUGUCACGCAAGCCAACUGUAACGGCCUCCAGACAACCUGCCCUGCGCCACAGACUGAAAGCAUCUACAUGUCAUGUUGCAAGGCAGAGCUGGGUAUUAUGAUGGAUGAAUCUGGCAGUGUUAAUGACGCCGACUUCCAGAGGGAGAAGGACUUCAUCGUCGCUAUGGCGAACGAGUUCAACAAUUACGGCCCACAGGGGAUACAAAUGGGUAUCAUCACCUUCAGUACUGAUGCGCACGUCGACAUCAAGUUCAACCAGUUUCAAGACAAGGCCAGCUUUAUCCGCGCCGUACAAGGCAUUCGUCAGGCCAGGGGCUGGACGUAUUCGGACAAAGCGCUGAAUCUCGCUCGGACAAGCUUGUUCCAGUCAGCUGCUGGCGUCAGACCAGGGGUCUCCAAGAUGUUGUUAAUUCUGACUGAUGGAGUCAGCACUAGCGGGAUGGCGAGCCUGAAGACGCCCACUCAACUCCUCAAAGCAAGUCACGUGAAUAUUUUCACGGUGGGAAUAGGCAGCAACAUCAACAAACAGGAACUUGAGUUCAUGGCAUCAGAUCCUAAGAACUCCCAUGUUUUCUAUGUGUCGAGCAUGGCACAACUCCCCACUCUACUCACAGCCAUCAGCGAGGCGUCGUGUGCAACGUACAAGUGCAAGUACGUCACCUGCGACUACGCUCCUUGGUCCGCUUGGUCAGCGUCGUGCGGUAAGGGCAUGCGUAGAACUCGUCGUCUGAGCAAGGUCAACUCCCACGUGAUUGAGCAGCAGGGAGGGUGUUCUGGACUGCAGCAAACAUGUGACCAGGAGAAGACAGAGACCAAGGACAUGAACUGUCCAUGCCGCUAUGUGACGUGCUCGUGGAAUCAAUGGGGGGCGUGGUCAAGCACGUGCGGUAGGAUGGUGAGGCAGAGGACUAGCGAGGUCACGCAGCACACUGUCACGCAAGCCAACUGUAACGGCCUCCAGACAACCUGCCCUGCGCCAGAGACGGAAGUCAAGCACAGAUCUUGUUGCAAGGCAGACGUUGGUCUGAUCCUGGACGAGUCGGGCAGUGUCUCGGACGAGGAUUUCGUUCGCAUGACAAACUUCGUAGCAUCCAUGGCUGGCGGGUUUGAUAAUUUCGGUGCUGACGGUAUUCAGAUGGGCGUCAUCACGUUCAGUACGAAUCCCACCAUGCGAAUCAAGUUUAACCAGUUUGGCAACAAAAACGACUUCAUGACAGCCAUCCAGGGUAUCCGACAGCACGGCGGGUGGACAUACACUGACAAGGCGCUGGACAUGGCACGGGAACAACUUUUCACGUCUGCUGGAGGCGGCAGAAAUGGCAUCACCAAGAUUUUACUGGUUGUCACAGACGGAGUGAGCACGGGAUCUCUAGUAAGCCUCAAAGAGCCAAUCAGAAAGCUUCGAGAAAAUGGAAUCAAUAUCUUCUCGGUGGGCGUUGGGCUUAGGACGAACAAAGCGGAACUGGAGUUUAUGGCUUCGGAUCCGAAAAACGAGCAUAUGUUUUCGGUCAUGAGCAUGAGUCAGCUACCCACACUGCUAAGCGCACUCACAACCUCUACAUGUCAGAUGUUCAAGUGCAAGUACGUGACCUGCGACUACGCUCCUUGGUCCGCUUGGUCAGCGUCGUGCGGUAAGGGCAUGCGUAGAACUCGUCGUCUGAGCAAGGUCAACUCCCACGUGAUUGAGCAGCAGGGAGGGUGUUCUGGACUGCAGCAAACAUGUGACCAGGAGAGGAUAGAGACCAAGGACAUGAACUGCCCGUGUCGUUACGUGACGUGUGCGUGGAAUGACUGGUCCAGCUGGUCCGGCUCCUGUGGCACAGUCACUCGACGCAGGACUAGCGCGGUCACAAAUCACGUGAUUAACAAGCCGAGCUGUAGCGGUCUGCAAACCACGUGUCCGGCCCCCGAGACGCAAACCCGGACAACCAACUGCACCUGUCCUACCGUGAAGUGUGUGUGGAACCCGUGGACCGUGUGGUCCGCGUCGUGUGGGUCUGCAACAAGAAGCAGAACCAUAGAGAUCAUCAAGGAAACUGUCCAGAAGCCCUCAUGUGACGGUCUGCCGCAGACAUGUCCACAGAAUCCCGAGGCGGAGACCCGUAAAAUACUGUGCAACUGCAAAACCGUGAAAUGCGAUCAGUUUAACGCAUGGUCUGCCUGGACAGCCACGUGUGGUACCGCCACCCGGACCAGAACCGUCAAGACUGUGUCAGUGACAGUGCAGAAAUACGACUGCUCCGGUCUACCGCAAAGUUGCCCCAAUCUUCCAGAGACCGAGAAGCGCACCACGGACUGCCCUUGCCGCGCGGUCAAAUGUGACUGGGAAGCCUGGAGCGAGUGGUCUGCAUCUUGCGGCCUGGCAAUAAGGACAAGGACAAUCAAGACCACAAAUGUCAUUGUGAAUCAACCAGUUUGCAGCGGUCUCCCGCAACAGUGUACCCAGUCCCCCGAGACCGAGAGCCGCGAGAAGAAGUGCACGUGUCCGACAGUUGAAUGCACGUGGAACGCGUGGACGGCCUGGUCUGUUAGCUGCGGCCCCGCUAAGCGCACAAGGACAAUUAAUACGACAAAGAAAACGGUAGAAGCUCUGAGUUGCGAUGGGUUGCCUCAAACGUGUACCCAGGCCCCGGAGACGGACUCACGGACCACCAUGUGUAGCUGCAACACGAUUAAGUGCGUGUGGAACGACUGGACCGUUUGGUCCGCAUCCUGCGGUCGUGUCACGCGAACCAAGACUAUUAAGGCAGAGAAGGUUGUUGUUGAGAAGCCGACCUGUGACGGCCUUCCACAGGCUUGCACCGAGGCUCCAAAGACCGAAACACGUGAAGUCAUGUGCACGUGCAAUACAGUCAACUGCACGUGGAACGCGUGGGAGGCGUGGUCUGUCACGUGUGGCGCAGCAUCCCGUAAACGAACGAUCAAGACGACGCCAUAUACAGUACAGAAACUGUCCUGUGACGGUUUGCCACAAACCUGCAGCCAACAGCCCGAGGUUGAGAAUAGGAAAACCAUGUGCGACUGCAAGUCUGUUAAAUGCGACUGGAAUGACUGGGCCGCGUGGAGUAAAACCUGCGGUAAUGCCACGAGGACUCGGACAAUCAAAUCCACUCAGGUGACUGUUCAGAGCGACGACUGCUCCAAGGUUCCGACAGUUUGCACACAGAAGCCAGAGACGGAGAAGCGAUCAGACAUGUGCAGCUGUAAGACUGUGAGCUGCGAGUGGGGAGCAUGGGGAAAUUGGUCCGGACUAUGUGGCACCGUGAAGCGACAGCGCAAGAUCGUGCAAACUGACAAGGUGGUGCAGAAGGAGUCGUGCGAUGGGCUACCAACAAAAUGCACACAGACACCCGAGGAGGAGACAAACACCCUGCCUGAUUGUGAGCAAUGCUUUACUGUCGACUGCACUGUGUUCAGUCCCUGGUCAGCCUGGUCAGCAACAUGUGGUCCAGCCACCAGGACCCGGAAUCAGGAAGUGCUUGAGAAGUUUGUAGAAAGACCAAACUGUGACAACCUUCCGAUGGAGUGCACUGGUGAUCCCAAGCAGACUCAGACACGUGACACUCCUCCAUGUGGACCAACAACAGCGCCACCAACUACAUCACAAUAACCGUAAAGUCAUCAUGUCAUCUCACAAGCCAAGGGAAACCAAAAGAGAAUACAUAUAGGACAGGGAACAAAGAAUGGUUAUAGCUAAGCCAACUAGGGAAAUCAAGUAAACAGAUUUAUGGUACCAAACCUCAAUAAAAUGAUUGAACAAG
Molecule: messenger RNA, 5856 nt
Organism: Nematostella vectensis (starlet sea anemone)
Lineage: Eukaryota; Metazoa; Cnidaria; Anthozoa; Actiniaria; Edwardsiidae
Exons: 31
Coding region: 132-5705 (1857 amino acids)
Source: RefSeq, a predicted model, not a curated record